UUUCUCUCUUUAUUCUUUAGAGAUUUUCUUUUUCAGCAGUAAGUCUUUUAGAAAAACCCUCCCUCCCUGUCUCUCUAUGAUGCUGACCUGUUCUUUCCUUUACUUCUCCUUUUCUCUCUGCUGAUCUUGCCGCCAUUAGCAACUCCUACUCUUUAGUCUUUUCUUGUCCUUCUACGGUAUAAAUACUGCCGCUAUACACAUAGAAGGAAGGGAUACACGCCAAGAAAAUAUUGUUGCAAUGUUAUAAAGCAAAGCAAAAGUUGUUUUUGUGCUUGUUUUCUUUGACUCUUGAAGACACACAAACAUACGCAUAUAUGCCUGUGCCUGUCAACCAUCUGUCUGUUACUGCUGAUCACCUAUUUAAUGCCUCUAUUCAUCUUCUACUUCAUGCUUCAACCCUUUGUAUUUUCUUCUAUUAAGAGGCAGAGUAAAGUGGAUUUGUUUACAACCUUUGAUUUCUUCUUCAUUUCGUGGUCUGAUCAAUCAAGAAAAUAGAAACUUGGUUUUCCAUUCCAUUCCACUUUCAAAGAAAAUCUUGUGCUUAUUUCAUACAGUUUAAGUUUAGUUUCUUGAUAUAGUAUUGAAAGUUGAUUAAGAAAAGAAGCAGCUUGAGUUUAUCUUUUUGGUUUGGUCUCAAGUUGAAAUCUUUGCUUCUAGUUUACAUGCUAUUUUAGAAAUAACAACAACAAUGGCAGAGAAAGACCCAGAUUUCUAUUCUCACAAACUUCCCUCUGCUUCUCAGGUUUUUGAAGAGCUAAAGGAGUUAUGGGGCAUGGCUUUGCCAAUAACAGCUGCGCACUUAAUGGCUUUCUUUAGAGCAGUGGUCUCAGUUAUGUUCUUGGGCAGGCUAGGCAGUCUAGAACUAGCUGGUGGUGCACUUUCCAUUGGGUUUACAAACAUAACUGGUUACUCUGUCCUCGUGGGUUUAGCUUCUGGACUAGAGCCAGUCUGUAGCCAAGCUUAUGGCAGCAAGAAUUGGGACCUCCUUUCACUCUCUCUUCAACGCAUGAUCGUGAUACUCGGCAUUGCAAUCAUACCCAUAAGUCUUUUGUGGCUUAAUCUUGAAUCAAUCAUGAAUUUUAUGGGCCAAGAUCCUAAUAUUACUGCAAUGGCAGCAACGUACUGUAUGUACUCUCUCCCAGACCUCUUAACGAACACUUUAUUACAGCCCUUGAGGGUUUUCUUAAGGUCACAGCGGGUGACAAAACCCAUUAUGUAUUGCUCCUUAUUGGCCGUUAUUUUCCACGUGCCAUUGAACUAUGCUCUUGUUGUGGUGAUGGGAUGGGGGGUCCCAGGGGUGGCAUUGGCAUCAGUUGUGACUAACAUGAACAUGGUGGUGCUGAUGGUGGGGUAUGUGUGGUGGGUUAGUGGACGAUGGGAGAUGAGAUGGAGGGUUGAGAUUGGAGGGGUGUGUGGUGGGGUGGGACCGCUUUUGAAGGUGGCAGUCCCUAGCUGCUUAGGGAUUUGCUUGGAGUGGUGGUGGUAUGAGAUAGUGACUGUCUUGGCAGGGUACUUGCCGAAUCCCACACUGGCGGUGGCCGCCACUGGGAUUCUCAUCCAGACCACAAGCAUGAUGUAUACCGUCCCCAUGGCACUUGCUGGCUGUGUCUCUGCUCGGGUAGGGAACGAACUUGGAGCUGGUAAGCCAUACAAAGCCAAGUUGGCAGCCAUGGUUGCAUUGGGUUGUGCCUUUGUGAUCGGCAUUCUCAAUGUGACAUGGACAGUAUUCCUUAGAGAGCGAUGGGCUGGUCUGUUCACUACGGAUGUUCUUGUUAAAGGUCUUGUAGCAGCUGUUUUACCAAUAAUAGGGCUCUGUGAGCUUGGUAACUGCCCUCAAACAACUGGCUGUGGCAUCCUACGGGCCACAGCACGGCCCGCCGUCGGAGCUCGUAUAAAUUUAGGCUCAUUCUACUUUGUGGGCACCCCAGUAGCAGUAGGCCUGGCCUUUGGGCUAAACAUUGGGUUUUCUGGGCUGUGGUUCGGGCUCCUCUCAGCCCAGAUAGCUUGUGCGUUGUCUAUUCUCUAUGUUGUCAUGGUCCGUACAGACUGGGAACAUGAGGCUUUCAAGGCGAAGGAGCUAACUAGCAUGGAAAUGAGCGCAUGCAAUGGCGUUGGUCACAAAGAACAUGAGCGAGACGAAGAGAGUAAAGGGUUGUUAAUGAAUGGUGAUGGUGACAUGGUAGAUCAUGUUUGAAUGACAGAACGUGUAAUGUGAUAGAUGGUGCUGAGCUUUAUGAGAUUUCUUUUCGUUGUUUCGCUGCUUUUUGGGGAGGAUCUGACGCAUCCUUGGAGUUUUGUGCUGCCUUUCUUUGUUGUUUUGCUGGGGUUGUACUGGAGAGCCUAUUCGUGAAGGUUGCCAUGGAGCUCUUUUGUGUCAAGAAAGAAUGUCACUCGCCAUGUAAAAGCACUGUUACUUUAAAGAGGAAUGACCUCCACCAUGCUUCUUGAAA
Molecule: messenger RNA, 2450 nt
Organism: Populus nigra (black poplar)
Lineage: Eukaryota; Viridiplantae; Streptophyta; Magnoliopsida; Malpighiales; Salicaceae
Product: protein DETOXIFICATION 54-like
Exons: 3
Coding region: 689-2194 (501 amino acids)
Biological process (GO): xenobiotic detoxification by transmembrane export across the plasma membrane
Cellular component (GO): membrane
Molecular function (GO): antiporter activity; xenobiotic transmembrane transporter activity
Source: RefSeq, a predicted model, not a curated record